Molecule: messenger RNA, 507 nt
Organism: Neltuma alba
Lineage: Eukaryota; Viridiplantae; Streptophyta; Magnoliopsida; Fabales; Fabaceae
Product: mitochondrial pyruvate carrier 4-like
Exons: 7
Coding region: 52-378 (108 amino acids)
Biological process (GO): pyruvate import into mitochondria
Cellular component (GO): mitochondrial inner membrane
Source: RefSeq, a predicted model, not a curated record
UUGGUCUCCGACGCAAAAUCGGAGCAGAAAUCCGCGAGGGCAGCAGUGUUCAUGGCGGCCUCGAAGCUACAAGCCUUUUGGAAUCACCCGGCUGGGCCAAAAACCAUUCACUUCUGGGCUCCUACAUUCAAGUGGGGCAUCAGCAUUGCCAAUGUUGCUGAUUUCACGAAACCACCUGAGAAACUCUCCUACCCCCAGCAAAUAGCGGUUACAGCUACUGGACUUAUCUGGUCACGUUACAGCACUGUAAUAACUCCGAAAAAUUGGAACCUAUUUAGUGUAAAUGUCGCAAUGGCAGCAACAGGGAUAUACCAACUCACUCGCAAAUUGCAGCAUGACUAUUUCUCCGAGGCAGAUGCGGCUGUCGCUAAAGAAUGAUGACGAAAAUCUGAGAGAAUCUGAACUUGUGAUACUGGGUCUAGAAGCCAUUCGUUUGACCUGACCGUAAUCUUGGGCUUUGGAGUUCUUUUGGGAAAUUAUUGGCGAUGGGAGGCUCUGGUCCUCCUU